Molecule: messenger RNA, 291 nt
Organism: Cylicostephanus goldi
Lineage: Eukaryota; Metazoa; Nematoda; Chromadorea; Rhabditida; Strongylidae
Source: the annotation of a GenBank genome assembly
AUGUAUCGUGAAUCCCGGUGCCAGUACUCGGGUGCAGGGGCUUGGGUAAAGAAGAGUGCUGGCGAUAGAUACCCCACGAACUCAGAACUCACCAUUUCCAGUCGAACAACAUGUGUCUCUGUUUGUCAAUCUCUCCUUCUUCGACCGCACAAGCAGGAAUUUCUGUCCAACCUGGUGACUGGAGACGAAUCGUGGGUCCUCUACAAGAAUGAGAAGAUGAGUGGGCAGCAUACUGGCUACCUCGCUCAGAGCAGCCACCCACGCAGUCGAAACCAAAGGCACACGGAAUGA